GAUUCUAAAAGAUUUGAAGGCAUCAACACUGACUUUAAGGAACUUGCUUAUGAUGCUCAGAAAACUCCAAAUGUAGUGGAAGCCACCAACAAAUCAGGUCUUUAUGAAAAACUGGAGGACAUUCAGAGCAGAUUGUGCCUGUGUGAGAAGGCCCUGGCAGAGUACCUCGAUACCAAGAGGCUUGCCUUCCCUCGGUUUUACUUUCUCUCCUCUUCUGAUCUGUUAGACAUCCUUUCCAAUGGCACAGCUCCGCAGCAGGUUCAACGUCACCUAUCCAAACUCUUUGACAACAUGGCCAAGAUGCAAUUACAACUAGAUGCCAGUGGGAAACCAACCAAGAUGAGUCUUGGUAUGUACAGUAAAGAAGAAGAGUAUGUGGCCUUCAGUGAACCCUGUGACUGCAGCGGGCAGGUGGAAAUAUGGCUGAACCACGUGCUUGCUCACAUGAAGGCUACUGUGAGGCACGAGAUGACAGAAGGCGUGAGCGCCUAUGAAGAAAAGCCCAGGGAGCAGUGGCUCUUUGACUACCCAGCUCAGGUGGCCCUGACCUGCACUCAGAUCUGGUGGACAACGGAAGUGGGCAUUGCAUUCACCAGGCUGGAGGAGGGCUACGAGCAUGCCAUGAAGGAUUAUUAUAAGAAGCAAGUGGCCCAGCUCAAAACCCUCAUCACCAUGCUGAUCGGCCAGCUCUCUAGUGGGGAUCGGCAGAAGAUCAUGACCAUAUGCACCAUCGAUGUGCAUGCCCGGGAUGUGGUGGCCAAGAUUAUUGCUCAGAAGGUAGACAAUGCCCAGGCAUUCCUCUGGCUGUCCCAGCUGCGCCAUCGUUGGGAUGAUGAGGCCAAGCACUGCUUUGCAAACAUCUGUGAUGCCCAGUUUCUGUAUUCUUAUGAGUACCUGGGAAAUACUCCUCGCUUGGUGAUCACUCCUUUGACUGACAGGUGCUACAUCACCCUCACCCAGUCUCUGCACCUGACCAUGAGUGGGGCUCCAGCAGGACCUGCAGGCACAGGCAAGACCGAGACCACCAAGGACCUGGGCCGAGCGCUGGGCAUCAUGGUCUACGUGUUUAACUGCUCAGAGCAGAUGGACUACAAGUCUUGUGGCAGCAUCUACAAGGGCCUUGCUCAGACUGGUGCCUGGGGCUGUUUUGAUGAGUUUAAUCGAAUCUCCGUGGAAGUCUUGUCAGUGGUGGCCGUGCAGGUAAAAAGCAUUCAAGAUGCAAUUCGAGAUAAGAAGCAGAAGUUCAACUUCCUUGGGGAGGAGAUUAGCCUGGAUCCUUCCGUCGGCAUCUUCAUCACCAUGAACCCAGGCUAUGCGGGGCGCACAGAGCUGCCGGAGAACCUAAAAGCUCUCUUCAGGCCCUGUGCAAUGGUUGUUCCAGACUUUGAGUUGAUCUGUGAAAUCAUGCUGGUAGCCGAAGGAUUUAUCGAAGCCCGGUUAUUAGCCAGAAAGUUCAUCACCCUCUACAAGCUGUGCAAAGAGCUUCUCUCCAAACAGGAUCACUAUGACUGGGGUCUGCGGGCCAUCAAGUCUGUGCUCGUGGUGGCAGGAUCCCUGAAGCGAGGAGACCCUGACCGGCCUGAGGACCAAGUCCUGAUGCGCUCCUUGCGAGACUUCAACAUCCCCAAGAUCGUGACUGAUGACAUGCCCGUGUUCAUGGGCCUGAUCGGGGACCUCUUUCCCACCCUGGAUGUCCCCCGGAGGAGAGACCUCAACUUCGAAGCUUUGGUUAGGAAGGCGGUCGUGGAUCUAAAGCUCCAGGCUGAGGAUAACUUUGUGCUCAAGGUGAUCCAGUUGGAGGAGCUGCUGGCAGUAAGGCACUCUGUGUUCGUGGUGGGCGGUGCUGGAACAGGCAAGUCCCAGGUGCUGAGGUCCUUGCACAAGACCUAUCAGAUCAUGAAACGCCGCCCCGUCUGGACUGACCUCAAUCCCAAAGCAGUCACAAAUGAUGAACUCUUUGGCAUCAUCAAUCCAGCCACACGAGAAUGGAAGGAUGGAUUGUUCUCUUCCAUCAUGCGGGAGCUUGCCAAUAUGACCCAUGAUGGGCCCAAGUGGAUUUUACUGGAUGGCGACAUAGAUCCGAUGUGGAUUGAAUCCCUGAACACUGUCAUGGAUGAUAACAAGGUGCUGACCCUGGCAAGCAACGAGAGGAUUCCUCUAAACUCCACCAUGCGGCUCCUCUUUGAGAUCAGCCACCUGCGCACAGCCACUCCAGCCACUGUCUCCAGAGCAGGGAUCCUGUACAUCAACCCGGCAGACUUGGGAUGGAACCCCCCUGUCAGCAGCUGGAUUGACAAGAGGGAAAUGCAGAUGGAAAGAGCCAACCUGACCAUUCUGUUUGACAAGUAUCUUCCCACCUGCUUAGACACACUCAGAACCAGGUUUAAGAAGAUAAUUCCAGUCCCAGAGCAGAGCAUGGUUCAGACACUCUGCCACCUUCUUGAGUGUCUCCUGACCACAGAGGACAUACCUGCCGACUGCCCCAAGGAAACCUACGAGCUUUAUUUUGUGUUUGCUGCCAUCUGGGCUUUUGGGGGAGCAAUGGUCCAAGAUCAGCUGGUGGACUACCGGGCAGAGUUCAGCAAAUGGUGGCUGACUGAGUUCAAGACAGUCAAGUUUCCCUCCCAGGGGACCAUCUUUGACUAUUACAUAGACCCAGAGACGAAGAAAUUCGAGCCUUGGUCCAAGCUCAUCCCCCAGUUUGAAUUUGACCCCGAGAUGCCUUUGCAGGCCUGUCUGGUGCCCACGACCGAGACCGUCCGCAUCUUCUACUUCUUGGAGCGGCUCAUGGCGCGGCAGCGGCCUGUCAUGCUGGUGGGCACCGCCGGUACUGGCAAGUCGGUGUUGGUGGGAGCGAAGCUGGCCAGCCUCGACCCCGAGGAACACCUAGUGAAGAACGUGCCCUUCAACUACUACACCACGUCGGCAAUGCUGCAGGCUGUCCUGGAGAAGCCUCUAGAAAAGAAGGCUGGCAGAAAUUACGGUCCUCCUGGCAACAAGAAGCUUGUCUAUUUCAUUGAUGACAUGAACAUGCCUGAGGUGGACGCUUACGGGACUGUGCAGCCCCACACUAUCAUCCGGCAGCAUCUGGACUAUGGCCACUGCACUCACCUGCCUCAGUCCUCCACAGCUCUCACCAGUGGUCUCCAACUGUCGCAGCGUCACUUCAGCGUGUUUGCGCUCUCCUUUCCGGGAGCAGAUGCCCUGUCCUCCAUCUACAGCACCAUCCUGACUCAGCACCUGAAGCGUGGAAACUUCCCAGCAUCCCUGCAGAAAUGCAUCCCACAGCUGAUCAGUCUGGCCCUCGGCUUCCACCAGAAAAUCACUACCACAUUCCUACCCACAGCAAUCAAAUUCCACUACAUCUUCAAUCUCAGAGAUCUUGCCAACAUUUUCCAGGGCAUUCUCUUCUCCUCAGUGGAAUGUAUAAAAUCCACACAGGACCUAGUAAAGCUCUAUCUUCAUGAAUCAAAUCGGGUUUACCGAGAUAAAAUGGUAGAAGAAAAGGACUUUGAUCUUUUUGAUAAAAUCCAGACAGAAGUACUCAAGAAAAUUUUCGAUAAUAUUGAAGAGACCUUGGAGCAGACCCGAAGCCUGAACAUGUACUGCCACUUUGCAAAUGGCAUAGGUGAGCCCAAGUACAUGCCUGUACAAUCAUGGGAACUUUUGACCCAGACCCUGGUGGAAGCCUUGGAGAACCACAACGAAGUCAACCCAGUGAUGGACCUGGUUCUCUUUGAGGAUGCCAUACGCCAUGUGUAAGUGUGCUUCUCUUCUCGCCUUUCCUGUCUUCCUCUUCUUACUGUCAGGGGUCUCGUUUGGCUGUUUGAGCACACAUUCAUGAAGCCAGGGAAGCAGCUACUGCCCCUGCCAUGA
This is a messenger RNA of Galeopterus variegatus (Sunda flying lemur), 3876 nucleotides long. Its product is annotated as dynein heavy chain 9, axonemal-like. The record is from RefSeq and is a predicted model, not a curated record. Gene Ontology annotation, cellular component: dynein complex. The annotation marks the transcript as partial. Gene Ontology annotation, biological process: microtubule-based movement. NCBI's taxonomy places the organism in Eukaryota, Metazoa, Chordata, Mammalia, Dermoptera, Cynocephalidae. The transcript has 23 exons. Gene Ontology annotation, molecular function: dynein light intermediate chain binding; minus-end-directed microtubule motor activity; ATP hydrolysis activity.